CCUAUGUUGGUAUAGGUUUUAGAUUUAGAAUUUAUAAUACCUGGAAAAGCUUAUAGUACAAUGUCAGAUAAUAUAGGAAGAUCAAGGAUUCAACUCAAUUCCUUCGAUGAGGAGGGGCACAGAUGGAUCAGGAGAGAGAUACAAGUCCAUGCGGAUCAAAUCGCUUCAAAAAAAUUCCUUGAAUUUGCUCGACUGUUUUUGGGGAUUCCAGACAGAAUCAUUGACCAAAUCUUGCGGCAAAGUCUUACCAAGGAGGAUUUAUACCAAAUGAUGAAACCUUUAUUUGAUACAAAUAGCGGACGGUUCAUAGCAACCGUGAGAAAAUAUAAAGCAAGAAUCAAAUCUGAAACAUAUCUAAAAAUGGAUCGACGCAUCAGGCAGGAUAGGAAUGAGAUUCCAGAAAAUCUUCUUGUCGAGAUUAUAUACGGGCUCAUCGAAGCGAUUCCAAUAAGGGAUAGGCGUAAUUUCGCAGAAAAUGAAAUUGGAGUUCGCAAUAUAGAGUACAGAGACAUUCGAAAUGUGCAGAUUACCAGGGAUCUGAAACUGCAUUUCCUGGAAUGGUGGUGGGAAAACAUAGGGCAAUCGAAACAAAACUCCCUGGCAGAGCUUAAAAAGAAGGCGGAGGAUGGUGGCUACCUGAAACGUCAAAAUGACGUUUUGGAAAAGUAUUUUGGAAGAAGCAACGUCAGCAACCGAUGAACAUUUAUUUCCGGGAACUCUCCAUCCCUCCCUUGUACAUAUGCUUUUAAAAAUUAUUCAACUUUUACUCAAAUCAAUCAAAUGUAUAUACAGGUCCGCAGCCAGAACCAUCGGUGAUUUUGAUGAAAUAACCCCUUUUUAAAUCGCGAGCAGUAUUAGCGUCUUUUUAGGUCUUCAGAAAUUUUGGAAAGAGGAGGUUUAGACCCUGAACCGCCACGCCCCUCCCUGGCUGCAGCACCAGGGUUGGUUUCUAUUGUCUAAUGAUAUGAUAUGAAACAAAUAGACAUAUAAUUUAACGUAAUGACUUCUCCUUUUAUUCGUCAUUCAGCAAUUAUUUGUGAUUUUGUUCAAUUACGGCCACAGCAGAAUCUCCUGCAUUGCAUAGAUUGGGCAUAGCAAAUGGGAUAACCAUUGCUAUUUUGGAGUCCAUGAUUCACUUUUAGUAAACGAUCACUCCAGCAAAAAUGAAUUUGAAUGCACAUACUGGCAGACAACAUGAGACUUGCUUAUAACAAUUUGUCCCAAAACGCAGUGGGACACAUUCAGUUGAGAACCACAGCUGUAUGUGUCAUACAAUGAGACAAUUUUUAAUUGAGUUGUACAGUUUAUUAUGUCAUUCGAUAUAAAUUGAAUCCUUACCAUAAUUUGAAUUUCAAACAGACUAUAUAUAUUCCAGUGAUUCAAGAGUGUUGCUGCACACUAACAUAUUUACUGCACUUUUGUCUGAUCCAGACAUUUUAAUAGCUGAAUGCUUGUCUGAAACGAUGAAGAAAUGCAUUUGUGUUAAUGAGCUGCAAUACCCUUAAAUCAACUAAAAUAGUCAUCUUUAUACUUGCUUAGUCAUCCUUUUAUGAAGUCAUCCUUUUGCAAAAGCCCAGAGCAAGAAAAGAUAAUAAGUCUUGCUCAACGCCAACUGAUAGACUGUAUAUUCAAAAAAAUUAUGAAUUCCCAUAAUAUACCAGAACUUACAUGGCUGAAAAUAUUAUGGCAAAGCACUAUUUUGUUCCCAAAGUGUUCAAUUAAUGAACACAGACAGUAUGGCCAAAUUGACCCAGACGUCUAACAAAUUCAUGUGUAUUUGUAUAUUUUUAAAAUAACUGGGAUAAAACGUCUGUCUACGGGUAGUAGUGACUACCAGUAGUUUUGUGCUCAAUAAUUUUUUUUUGGAUCAAAUAUAACAUUUUAAUGUAAAGUC
Molecule: messenger RNA, 1894 nt
Organism: Styela clava
Lineage: Eukaryota; Metazoa; Chordata; Ascidiacea; Stolidobranchia; Styelidae
Source: RefSeq, a predicted model, not a curated record